Messenger RNA from Rotaria sp. Silwood1, 258 nucleotides. Lineage: Eukaryota; Metazoa; Rotifera; Eurotatoria; Philodinida; Philodinidae. The record is from the annotation of a GenBank genome assembly.
AUGACAUUCUUUCGUAUGUAUAUAACAAUCAAGGCUGAAGAAAACGCUUCAACAACAAAUAAUCCAACUGCUGCUUCUACUGUUCAGCCUACUGUUGAUAUACCUGCUAAUCCACCAGCUGAUCCUAUUGUGCAACCUACUGUUGAUAUACGUGCUAAUCCACCUGCUCAUCCUACUGCUGAUAUACUUGUUCAUUCAUCUGUUGAUAUAUGUGCUGAUCCACCUAUUGAACUUUCUGUUUUUCGAAUAUCCAAAUAA